Messenger RNA from Porites lobata, 8493 nucleotides. NCBI's taxonomy places the organism in Eukaryota, Metazoa, Cnidaria, Anthozoa, Scleractinia, Poritidae. The record is from the annotation of a GenBank genome assembly.
GAACAAUUGAUUAACCAAUGUAUCAGCGACUUGAUAAAUAAUGGUGACUUAGAUAUGGAUACGGGCCAGCUUUUAAGACCAGCAAACUCAAGAACACCAAUUUUUUACAUGCUCCCCAAAAUCCACAAACCCAAUAAUCCGGGACGACCUGUUAUCUCUUCCGUUAACAGCCAUACGGAGAAACUAUCUGCAUAUGUGGAUGAGUUUCUAAGACCCUUGGCACAAGCACUACCUUCUCACAUCAGAGAUACUACAGAUUUCAUCAUACGACUGAAAAACUUGGGUAGAGAUCCUGAGAACAGUAUUCUCGCGACAUUAGACGUUUCCAGUUUAUACACUAAUAUAGACACAGACGAUGGACUUGCUAUAAUUGAGGAGGAACUGGCAAAAACUGGUCAGAUCCAACCUUCCGCAAAAACCCUUACUUGCCUCCUCGAAAAAGUCCUCAAACUGAACAAUGUCACAUUUGACAACCACAAUUUCAUCCAGGUUAAGGGUACAGCAAUGGGCACUCGGGUUGCACCUAAUUUUGCGAACGUGUAUGUGGGCCGGUUUGAAGAUAAAUUUGUAUACCGAACGGAAUGGUCCCACUACAUAAUUGACUGGGUAAGGUUCAUCGACGACAUUUCUCUCAUCUGGAAAGGAGACGAAAGUUCUCUCACUACCUUUAUAAAGUACCUCAACGGUGUUUUACCAUCCAUUGAAUUCACCCAUGAAAUAUCUUACAAGUCCGUGAAUUUCUUGGAUACAAAAGUAAUAAAAGAUGUACAAGGUAACAUCAGCACAGACAUUUUUCAGAAACCAACGGAUACCCACUCAUACCUACAUUGGACUUCGGCGCACCCACCGCAUCUAAAGCAAAGUAUACCAUACAGCCAAACCUUAAGACUUAGGAGGAUAUGCUCAUCAACGCGCGUACUAGAUCAAAGAAUAUUGGAAUACUCCAAUUUUUUCGUAGCGUGUGGGUAUAAAACUUGUUAUAAUUGGUUUUUAUUACUCAGCUUAUUGAUGUGUAUGAAAAAAAUGUAACGUAUUAAUGGAUAGCCACAGGGCUGUCCUCAAGUAGCAGGUGGUGUUCCCUAGCAACUUACAGCAAACGGAAAAUGGAAAGGCCAUGUUUUUUCCCUCUUCCCAUUGUCCACUGACCAUUUACUAUUUUUAAUUAUAGCUUUUUUAUUGGAAUACCCAGUAAGAGCCUCUGCAUGCAGAGGAGAUCCCUGGAGCAUAACGGACAUCUUUGUCUUUGUGUACAAUUUCUAUGUCAGACAGCAUUGAGUUCAUAGGAUCAGAACUAAUUUUGGGCCCUUUUCUAAUUUUGUCUCGGAGCAAAGUCUUGGAUAGGCGUGGCCUAAAAGUAAAAUCAAUAAACUGUUCUAUAAAAAUAACUCCAAAACAUGAAUUACAUAUCAUAAAAUAAAUGCUUUACCCUUCUGCCAAGAUGACACAUCUUUUGCCUGUCUCAGGAGGAGAUUGAAAAGAUUUCUUCUUCAACAAAGAAUCACUUCGGGCACUGCUCAUGUUGUAGCUAAAUUCUUUGGGAUCUCUACGAAACCAGGGGGGGAUUAAUCCCCAGCGCAUAGGCUGUAGGACUCUUUUAGGCACAGCCUCUGAGGCCACAUCAUAGAAAUGUUGGCUGGAUAAGAGUACUGGACUAAAAAGAACAUGCAUAUACGAAUAAUGAUUAAGAAAAGAAAUUUAAAAAUGUAAUUGUAUUUUUACUUUUUAAAAUUUUUUUCCAUUACUUUUGAUAAUUUCUAAUGGCACUUUUUGGCUUCAGUUUUGGAACAGUUUUAUUAUCAUCCCCAGCAAGCAGAGGCCUAGGGGAGUUUGCCUACCAAAGUAUGUGCUGUCCAACAGGGUAUAAAAAUUAUUUUUUACCUCUUGACUCCAAACACAUAAGGCCUGUUUCAAACGUCGUGCUACUGCCGUGCCGAACUCAAUUAAUCAAAUUAAAUUGACUUUAGCACGGCAGUAGCGCGACGUUUGAAAACAAGUCAUGCUACUGCCGUGUAGCACGGCAAGCCUUGGCAACAGCCGUUCCAUUCGACUGUCAUUGUGUGAAUUAAAUUCGAUGUCUGAGACCAAGUCGUGCUAGUGUCGUGCUGCAGUCGAGUUACAGUCGAGCCAGCUUAGCACGGCAGUAGCACGACGUUUGAAACAGGCCUAAUACAAUUUCCAGCAUGAAAAGAAAGUCAGUUUUACAGCCUGCCAUUGGGACAAGCCGUAGCUAGCAUCUACUAGCCCACAAGUCAUUCCAACUAGCCCCAAAACCCUUUUUGAUUAGGAGGAUUGAUUACAAUCCUUCUGUAAUUUGAAUUUCCCCAAAACACAGAACUUGCCUGUUGGGCAAGUUAAGAACAAAAAUCACUAGCCCGAUAGAAAAAUCCACUAGUCCCGGGCUAUCGGACAUGACUUUCUUUGCACGCUGAAUUCACUAUUCAGUGCCUUCAACAGAGUGUCUUUCUUCACGGGAAGCCUUGAACAAGGUGUGAACAUUGAUCGUGUGCCGUCCAUAUGUGAGGUACCGACAUUUGUUUUUUCAAACAUGCAAAAUGAGAUCAGUCUUAAAGAGGGUGACAAAAUGGCAAGAUGUCUUUAAACGGUCAGAGAUUAAGGGCGUCAGGGACACACGUACAUACCAUCCCCGGAAGCUAGUUAUAAAAGUUCAGUUUCUGCUUUCAAUAACUAAUCUUUCAUGGGACUGGACGGCCUCGUCGAUCAAAUAAUUAACAGAUAAAAUAAACAUGAAGGUAAGCAGAAAAUUGUAUGCACAUUUAUAUCGUUUGACCUGAGACUUGAAAUGAGAAAUCACGUAUUGUUUGACAGACGAGAGAAGGGUACAACGAAGCAGUCACGUAUGAGUUCAGGAAAAACUUGAGAGAGACAGAUAUCGCGGGGGAUGUAUUACGCUUAAACAUUUAUUGAGAGCAAGGAAAUUGAGGGAACUUCCAUGUUCCAUUUUUUUUCGCCAUGUCACACCACAAAUUUCCUCUUGACUGCAAACAUUCCUGACAUUUCUGAACCAUCAAACAACGCACACAAUCCACAAAUGAAACGCAAAAUACACACUGACGACUGUACAUACAAACUCACGUAAAAGAUUGCGGAAUAAUGUUAUGUGAAGGAUAAUAUUUUGCUCCACUUCCACCAUCCCUCCAUUGUGGUUCUUGUGUCUUUCCGUCCUUUCCUUUGUAUCUGCAUGCCUUGGGGAUUUCAUCGGGCGCUAGCGUACUGAAUAACAACAAAGACAAAUAAUUGUUGAUGAAACAAAAACCCUUUUUAAAGUUUACAUGUUGGGAUUUCCAGUUGCUAUUUUCGGUGAUGUGUCAUACCAAGCCGUUCGCCCACACAUUUUCAAGUUUAAAUCACUCUAAGAAAAGGUAAUAACUCCCUGUAUAGCCUUGGAGAUAUGUUUUAGAGUACCAAAUAUAUAAGUAGGAGCGCUGGGCGGAGCGCUGAUGAAAAUGAAUUUGCAGAGCAAGCUAUUUUCCAGACGAUCGAACUCAAUUUUGGCGCCUUUUGGACAGCGGUCAAUGUGCUCAUUGUUGGCUCUUGUCCCCGUUUAAAUUAAAUAUCCCUGACAAAUCCUAUUUUGUUCAAUAAGAUGUGUAGGAAACAGCUCUAGUUAAUUCAUUUGUGCCGACAUUUUGGGCAGGAUACAAUAAAAGUAAUGAAACAUCACAUACACCUAAUUGCAGUAACGUUGUCCUAAAAGUGAAAAAAGGAAAAAGCCAAAUAGGAAUUAAUGAGGCUAAUCAAACCACAUUUUCAGGGCGGAUUUAUUUGCAGGCGUUGCAUUUCCCCGCUGGAAUUUUUUUUAUUGUUUUCCAGCUUUAAAACAAUAGAAAAUUCCAACAGACAAAUUCGACGUCUAUGUGCGGAUGCUGCAAACGAAUUCAUAAGGCUCAUUAGCCUGAUUAAUUCCUAUUUGGCUUUUUCCUUUUUUCAUUUUUUCUAUGACAACGUUUUUGCAAUUAGGUGUAAAUACCGCGAAAUUCGCCAAAUAUUUCUGUAAUGCAACUCCAGUCACGUGCUCAAAGUUCGCCUUCCCAGCGGCCCAAUCGCCCGUCGUGAACAAGCUUCUUCGGUUGUCAUCGGCUAUCUUUCGUGGGACUUGGAAAGGUUCUUUCCUAUGUUUGCUCGUUUUUCUGUAUUCCUUAGCUUAUUAGGACCGUAAAAAGUAUUCCCUACAAUAAGUAGUGUCGGAUGUUAACCUAACGAGUUUUUCUGGACCAUAAUUUGCUCCUCAAGCCGUUGUAUCUUUGUUUACUUUGGCUGUUUCCGACUAGGCUAUGGCCGGUCAUGGUUGAGUUCAAAAACUUUGCUGAGAACUGUUACGGAUUAACCGGCACUUGUUCUACUCCAUCGGCGUAGAAUGCAACAGGGAGGACUCACAAUGGUAAGAUCGUAGUACAUGUCGACAAAACUAAGCAAUGCUCAUCCUAUAUCUUUAAUGUUCAGUGUUAGCUAAGUGAUGCUAAAUUUAUACUUUGCAGUACGAUGGAAGUAGAGCAAGACGAUCAAGUCGGAACGAUGACCUCCACUCUAAAAUGCAACGAGCUGGCUCUGAAACUCUUUUAAAGACAGACCUCGAACAGUCCAAGGAGGCAAUAAAAAUUGAAAUUCGCAAACAGCUUAAAGUAAAAGAGGGCGCGGAAAACCUGAAGAAAGUAGCAACUGACAAGAAAACUCUGGCACAGUGUAACACGAUUUUAAAAGAGGCAACUGCAAAACUUCAAGAUCUGUAUGAUGAACUUCAAGACCUUAGGGACCGAUCGUUUAUUACGUCCCAGGAGGGGGGUACAAUUUUUGAAAAGGGUUGAUUUUGGGGCGUCAGUUUUGAAAAUGUACAAAGUGUGAGUGAGGAGGGUCGAAAUUUUAAGACACAGGAUUGACAUUAUAUGUUGUAGUUGUUAAACAUAUCAGAACUGAAACAAAAAAAACACUUUUCCUUCAUUACUAAACCAAAAAGUCGCGCUGACGACUCUUUGUAGACAGGCAAACCGUGAUGAGGAUCAAGCAAUUUAUCUCUGAAAGCUUGUUUAUUUGGACAGGAAAUUCACUGAAUGAAGAAUAUAGAUUGUAGGCUUCUUCCAGAUGUAAGUAUCCAUAUCCAUGCAUCAAAUGUUCUUGCACUGCUCUCAGACCUCGAACUGUACAAUUCGUCUGCAUCCCCUGCUUUGACCUCUGCAGAAUAGACUCCAGCAAUAACAAAAUUUCAUUAUUAUCAAGACACUGGAGUGAAGAUCUAAAAUCGUUUCCCUUCGGACUACCUCAAAACGUACUCCUCAAUUUUCGGUUGGAAUUUCCGAAAAGUGACCUUACCAUUUACCUUCCAUCCGGAAUUUCCGAAAUUUUCUGUCAAAUGGUAAGCACCCUUGGUCUAGGAAAGGUGGAGGUGGGGGGGGGGAGGUGCAUUUUAAAAAUUCUUGUCGCCAAGGGGGGGGGGUACAAUUUUAUAUGAAAUUAUUUCAGGGGGAUACAGUUUUCAUACACCACACUUCUCUGAAAACCCCCGCCCCCCCACCCCGGGACGUAAUAAACGAUAGGUCCCUUAAUGCUCAAGUGUCAGAGGAUAUGCCUUGUAAGUCUAUAUUGUUUGUCAUUUGUGAUAACUGAAGAUAAAAGUGCAAGUCGAUUAUAUAGUUUAUUCCCAGGUAAUGAGCGGCCUGUCGAUUUUCGAGUCGAAAAUAUUCACUUUUUUAGUGUACCGUUGACACUGUAUAUGUGAUUAGAUUCAUCGGUACUAAUUACAUCUUUCAAAGUACAUUUUAGUAAAUGUUUAAGGUCACUGGCUUAAAACUGGAUUGUCAAACGUUUUUAUCGUCAUCACUAAUAGUCGAUAAUUUUGUGGUGCGGCAACUCUAGGCUAUUAAUUGCGAUCGAACAAGCUGUGAAAUUAAAACUCUUUCUAAUUAUAUGGACUUGGCUACCAUAAUCACUUAUGGCUAUGACUUUGCCUGCACUUGGCAUUUACUCCUCUUUUGUAAAAGUGUACUCAUUCAGUCACGAACGAUCCGUUGUUCACCAAAGUAUACAACUUGUUUUUUUACUAUCCCAAGAAUGAUCUUUGUUAAUACUAGCUUGAGUACUUAAAAUUGAAGCUUGUCAUUUUCUAAAACAUGAUGUCCACUGAGUAUUAGUUGACUUUUUUUAAAAUUUUACUAGUUGUGAGUUUCGGAGCGUUAAAAAAAACACAAAACUAUAUACACGAGUUAAUUGCCUGGUAGCGAAUCGAAUAUGCUAGAUGGUGCGUAUCGCCGCACAUUCUUAAGUAUUGAAAUCGUCACCCUCCGGGACUGCUAAUUUGUCAUGUUUAUAUCGCCUUAUAUUUUAAACUAUUAGCAAAAGUUGCUGCUGGGUUAUAAGGAUUUCUUUUGUCUGUCGAGGAAUCGCUAAGUCCCGACGCUGCUUCCUCCAUGCUUGAGGUCAACUAAUAUUUAAAUCCCUUUGCCUGUGUUUGUGACAACAACGGCGGACUGUUUACAUUUUGAUGUAAGGAAAAGCCUUUGUUUGCACUUCGCUGCCUGUGGCGAGUGUGUCUCUGCGUUCUUUUACCCUACUGUGAUCGAUCCAGGAAUUAUAUUGAUAUAUUCUUUUUGCUAGAAUAUGUGUACAAGUUAUACUGAACAAAUGUUCAAUCAAUCUUUCCUUGUUACUCUAAGCCAUAUGUUUCCGCAAGACCUAUUUUAGUAAAAGGAGCUGAUGUACACUGUACGUUAAACAAAAUUUUAAUGAAGAAUUUUGGUUUGAUUGAUCAAGAGUUUAGACAUAACCUGUAUUGUUCGUCUUGAACUUGUUAAACUAAUUUGGAUUAAAAUUGUUUGCACCUGGUCUUCUAACUCCAUUACAUUUACAGGUGUAACUGACAACUAGAUGCCUGUUAGUGCAGUCCAAUAUAACGUCAAUAUUCAAGUCAUUUUUUUCUGAAUGCAUUUCUCUGCAUCACUUCUAACAGAAGCAGUCACUACUGGACCUGUACUGUAGUUUUAAAUGAAAUAAAACCUGGAGGAAAACCAGUGAAAUAAGUAUCAGUUACAGUGUAUAAAGUUUAAAACGAUAAUAAGUUACAAAAACAAAACUGACUAUAAAUAUAUUACUUGAUUAACAUACAAUAAAGAUGAGAUGAUAUUUUACCAACUGAUCAGCACUUUAUUGGAUGAUAAAAUUUAAUUGGUGUUAAUCAUGGGACAUUUGCUCAGUAAAUUUUCUCAGCUACAAUUGUGUAGAAGUAGUGAUGAAAUAAAUACUAUAAAGGUCAAGAAAAAAUAUUUUGGAAAACUGAAAACUUCCCAAACUAAUGUCUGUUCAAUAUUGCACCAAGAGAUCAGUAAGUUUGUUUCAUAUUUUUCACUGGGUAUAAACCCCUGUGAAGGCCAAAAGUGGCAAGCAUGCCCUUCCAGCAGACUUUCCUUUUAGAGAAGAUAAACAGCUUAUUGUUUUCUAUUUUGGUGGUGCUCAAAAUAUCAGCUAUUCUGUCUCAAAUUAUUCAAGUAUUGAAAUUUGCAAAUCAGUUUUCCAGACAUGGAAAAAGUGUGCAAAUUAAAGCUAACUCUCCUAUGACCGUGUUGUACUGUGGUAACUGUAAGUUUGCAGUAUAUUAGGGGAAAAGCUUUUGCUUUUGCUGCUGCAUUUGUCAAGGUUUCUGUCUAUUCCUUAUUUGAUAGUCUUGAGUCUGGAGAAAGUCUUAAAUUGUACAUGUACAUCCCAAAAUCUGUACAAACCCAGCUUUUUGCGCUCUUUGUGGUGGUAAAUUGAUUGAUGAAACUAAAACUUCUUGUUAUCGUACAAUACAUAUGAUAUUUCCCCUGCAUCCUUAGCAUCGAGUUUGGCUUACUAUAGUCUGUUUUUCUUUUUUCUUUCUUUCUUUAUUUAUGAAUUCCCCUCAAUUCCAAGCCACACUAAGCUAUAGUUUAUGUAGGAAAUUUGACCUCUAAGAUAUAUGCCUUGUUCUACAGUAACCCUCUCUGUUUUGUUCAUUUGCAACCAAGUUAGUGGGAUUUGACUGCUCUGUAACUUAGUUUUGGUCUUUCUGCUGCAGUGGAAAUCUCUCUUUCUCAGUUUUUAUUAUUUGCCUGUAUCUUUGUGACUGAUACUUCCCCUUGCUUUGAAGCUGAAAACACUGAUGGACUCUCUCCUGACAGAACAGAUGGAGUGUCAAAUGACUCAUCCGGAAAUAGUAAAAUUGAAUCGUUACAGAAGCAAAUUGCUGUAGAGAUGAAAGUCAAGCAAGGUCCUAUUAAAUUUAGAGUCUGAAAACAAUAGCCCAAUUACGUUUGUAAAAGUUUUAUUAAAUUGACACCUGUAUUGGCUUCCUCUUGGCACUUACCCUGUAAUUAGAUUAGAAACUGACAUUCCCAGAUAUGAUCUUCAGGGAUUCGGGUAUUGAGAUGGAGGCAACGGAAAAAAGAAAUACUACGAGCUAGAGAAAUAUUUUGGCAAAGUCGGCUGAACACAUUGCAACCGAACGGUCUUAAUAAGAGAAUGGGCUAG